AACGUUGCCAGCCAUCGAUCGCAAGUUAGCUCAGUUUAGCCCGUCGAAUCGUUUCGAAUCGUAUUUGGAAUGAACCACAAUAAAAUCGCCACAAAUAAAGCAAACGGUCCAAACAAGUGCCUAGCGACAAAUAAGCGAUAAGCAAACUAAAUGCAACGCAUUCGGAACAAACAAAAGCGCAAAUACUUCCCAUAGCCGCACGGAAACAACGAAAUCAAAGCAAUUUUUAAAGGAUUUUUUUGCAAAAACACUUGCGAUAAAACAAGACUCAACAGCAAAACAUCAAGAGCUAAGCCUCAAACUUAUAAAAUAAAAGCCAUUAAUAGACAAACAGUAAUCAAAGGAAGUAGCAUUACGAGGAAAAACGGAUGAAACAUUAAAACGUCAAUGAUAAACUUACAAAAACGGUUUAAUAAUAAAGAUAAACUAGGUAAACCACAAAAAACAUUGCAAGAUUGCUAAGCAACAAACGACUACAUCUAAAUACAAGAAAUCAGGAAGCAACUUUAAUUUCUAAAACACCACAAAAGAAAACGGAACUCAACUCAAAUAAAGUAAAAUAAAUAACUAAGCUAAAACAAAAAGCCAUACAGAAACUAAGGCCAUACAACGAACCAGAACUUCAGCCGCAGAAACCAACUCCACUCUGCGCACACUUCGAAUUUGCCGCCAAGCCGCCUCUCUUCGCAACACUCGAGCGCUGCAUCCCUGGCUUUCCGCCACAUUCCAACACUGCAGGACUGUCAGCUGUCAACUCUGCUGUGUGUGUGCGAGCGUGCGUGUGUGCGUGUUGCAAAACGUCGGCGUUGCACUAAAAACUUAACAAAAAUCGCGUUCCCGGCCGAAAACCCGGGUUGCUAACCGUCUUGCGGGCUAAGAACUCGGCCCCCAGGCAGCCGGCCACCAGAAACCGCCCCAGAAACGCGCCGUCGCAGCGAAACGCCUAGGGAAAACGCCAGCGAAACGCGCGCGUUGUGUGUUUUCCUGUGUAGUUUUAUUUUUGGAAUACAAAGCGAGAGAGAAUCGGAUCGGAAAAGUGUGCCGCGGCCGGAUUUCAGUAGAUUUUCACACAGGCCAGCAAGCCCAAACGCAAUAAUAGACGCGCGCGGUGCCUUGGAUUUCUACGGCUCCACGGUGGAGAACUUUUACCUCAGAAUGGAUCCGACGCGAGGUGACUCGCGCUACAAUCUCAACUACUCGAUGAGUAGUAUUGGGCUGAGUCUGGCGGAUCCGGCGGACAUGUACGGCAAUCCCGCCCUGGGCGCGGGUCGCCCGCCCUCGGGCGGCCUGCUCCAGAACAUGGGCGGUGUGCCGCCCAUGCAGCGGCCGAAUCCCGCUGGCGGCGGCGGGGCACCCCCUGCCACCCAGUGCCAGACGCUGCACAGCCCACAACACGCCUCCCAGCAGCAGCAGCAGCAGCAACAGCAGCAGCAGCAGCAGCAUCAGCAGCAGCAACAGCAUCCCCAGCAGCAGCAGCAGCAGCGGGGCCUCAAGCGGUCCGGCAGCGACUGCUACGAGGACCACCACCGGUCCUCCGGCGGACUCACCCUGCAGGGACUCGACGGCGUGGCCGGCGGAGCCGUGGACGACGGCGUGGACAGCUACAACCCACUGCCCAACAAGAAGUCGCCACCCGCCAACGGCAAAAAGACAAAGGGACGUGUCAAAAUCAAAAUGGAGUACAUCGACAACAAGCUGCGUCGCUACACGACCUUCUCCAAGCGCAAGACGGGCAUCAUGAAGAAGGCCUACGAGCUGUCCACGCUGACCGGGACGCAGGUGAUGCUGCUGGUGGCCAGCGAGACGGGCCACGUGUACACAUUUGCCACGCGCAAGCUGCAGCCGAUGAUCACCUCGGAGGCGGGCAAGCAGCUCAUCCAGACCUGCCUCAACUCGCCGGAUCCGCCCAGCGUCGGCGGCGGCGACCAGCGGAUGUCGGCCACCGGGUUCGAGGAGACGGAGCUCAGCUACAACAUCGCCGACGAGGACUCGAAAGAUGACCGAUCGCCUACCUCGUCGGGCAACGAGUCGGAUGACUCGUCGGACGUGGAGAUGCCGGUGGAGGCAGCCGAGGUGGCAGCCAGAUCACAAUCCGCCAGCAAAACAGAGCUAUCAGCGCCUCCCGCUGCCGCACCAUCAUCAUCUGCCUCAUCUUCUGGCCCCAAAACCAUGCCAGCAUUGAACUAUCAGACUGAGACCAACAACGGACCCUCGACGUCCACAGCCGCUGGAGCAGCAGGUGGUGGAGGAGGAGCCCCGGCGGACAGCAAGUACGUCUACUCGGCUGCCUCGAUUGCCAACAUACCGCAGAAAAUGCUGAGGCAACUCAUACAGUCGGGACACUUGCAGCUGCACGCCGAAGAGGAUGGCAAUCAGUAUGUCACCAUACCACUCAGCUCCACGGCGGCCAAUCUGAUCAAGAGCAACAAGCUAAGCGCCUCUGGAUCAGGAGCCCCGGGUGGAUCGGUAACGGGAGCUGCAGUCAAGAGCGAUCCCAGCGCCGAGAAACCCUUGACCAUCAAACAGGAAUACGAUUAGCCCCCAGCCACGCUACCCACUGCUUAUCCAAUACUGAGAACUGCGUUUAACCACACUUGCCCAAAUCAUCUGAGAAAAGAAACAUCAGCAGGAGAUUACCAUUACACACCCACUACUCUCUUAAAGUCUAUCCAAAGUUUUCGCGUCGUCUCUAAGGGAUGACGAUCGCCUGCUAAGUCUAAGUCAUACUAUAUCUACUAUAUCGUAUAUAUACUAUUUUUAUACCUAUACAAGGAGGAGUGAGAAGAGAUGAAACCCUGAUCUGGUACCCAAGUGGCCAGCGGCAUAUCUACAUACGUAAGUUUUAAAAGUUUUGCAAGUUAUACAACCUAAAGGCAUUAAACUGAUAUCGAGAUGAACUAUGAUCGAUGAUUGUAUGAGAAAUGGAAAACGGAAUGUAAGGAUGAUAUGGAUGUUCCUAAAUCGCAGAGAUCAUGUUGCUUUGUUACUAGUUUAUAUUGUUUUAUUAUACAGUACAUAAAUACAUAAUACUUUUUUUGCAUAAAACCAAA
Drosophila biarmipes is the source of this 3050-nucleotide messenger RNA. RefSeq names its product serum response factor homolog (gene bs). The transcript has 4 exons. The coding region runs from base 1156 to 2538 and encodes 460 amino acids. NCBI's taxonomy places the organism in Eukaryota, Metazoa, Arthropoda, Insecta, Diptera, Drosophilidae. Gene Ontology annotation, molecular function: protein dimerization activity; RNA polymerase II cis-regulatory region sequence-specific DNA binding; DNA-binding transcription factor activity, RNA polymerase II-specific. Gene Ontology annotation, biological process: positive regulation of transcription by RNA polymerase II. The record is from RefSeq and is a predicted model, not a curated record.